Messenger RNA from Porites evermanni, 4625 nucleotides. The record is from the annotation of a GenBank genome assembly. NCBI's taxonomy places the organism in Eukaryota, Metazoa, Cnidaria, Anthozoa, Scleractinia, Poritidae.
UAGCUUGAUAAGAAGCCAUUUUGGUUCUCAUUUUGGUUCAUCCCCUGUGUUCAGCACGUACUUUGAUCGCUGAAAUGAGCUCGAAAAGGAGGACAAAAUCAAAGCAGAAAACAGAUGAAGAACAAGCGAAAUGUAACACACACUCUCACGAUUUCACAGCCGACGGAAUCGAGUUCAUUCGGGCAGAGCUUCUUUCUUGGUACGACAAGAACCGCAGACAGCUUCCAUGGAGAGAACGCGCGUCCGAACAGGAUCCAAACAAGCGAGCGUAUGCUGUAUGGGUAUCUGAAGUGAUGUUACAACAAACACAAGUGGCCACUGUGUGUGAUUAUUACAAUCGCUGGAUGGAGAAGUGGCCAACUGUCGAACAGUUGUCCCGAGCAAACUUAGAGGAAGUGAACGAGUUGUGGUCGGGUCUGGGUUAUUAUUCUCGAGCAAGGAGACUUCAUGAGGGAGCUAAAAAGGUCGGUACAACGAAGUGGUGCUUGUCUAGUUUUAAACCUGUUGUUUGUGGAGUUAAUUUUGAAAGACGAAAGUUUCGCAGCUGCUAAUGUGCUAUUUAUAUUUCAUUAUUGACAUUGUUUUAUAUCGGAGCCCUUCGAAAAAACGUCCGGGCUGCCGGUCAACUGACCCGCUAGGGACUCCUCCCCAACUGACUUGCUAACAUUACUGGGGAAAAUAAAGACACAGUACGCGAAUACAUUUCGGCUACUCGACCUCGUAAAGAAAAUUUUCGUUUAUUUAUAAGUACAAUAAUGAAUGUCAACAUAAGUGAGUUUUAUGCAAAUGAAUUAUUUGAUACCCAGUUAAAUUGAUUGUAAUCCAAGGGCUGAGGACUAGGGAUUUCCCCUGGCUGCUAUAAGGACGACCCAUAGGAGAAAACUGAACCUAAAGAACUUCCUUCCUGUUCAGUUACCCACCUAGUUAUUGCAUUUAGUACCUAGCAACUUAAAAUCUUAGUGACAGCCUUGGUAAUGUAUGGUUCAAUAUUAUUUGUAACCAUGCCUCCCCCUGGGCACAUUCCUGGGGAUUUGCAAUUUUUUUUUUCUAGGAGGUCUAUUCCCCACCCCCAGGCACGCGGAAAGAGACAUUAGAGAGAUUAAGAUUCAUGUUUUCGGCAAACGGCAAAUGUCAGAGUUAAGUUAAGUUGAGAAUUUCUCAGAAUGCAAUGUAGAAAAUAAUCAGAUAAAAGCUGUCCAGAGCAAUUCUUAAAGAUAAAACUGGUGUGAAACUACUUAUUUUUGAGUACAAGUAAUAAACAGUACACAACAGUUAAGGGAAAAAGUUGGUCACAUGAUACAAAUUCUUGUUUGCUGUUUGGCGUAAACGUGAAUCUUAGUCUUUCUAAUUCCCCACCCGCCCCCCACACAGUUCCCGAUUGACGUUUUUUGCUACAUGUUUUUGAUCCAUUCAUGCCAGACCAAAAAACUGGAAUAACUUGUAUGGGAACAAAAAUUAAUUUUGUCCCAGUAUCACGGUACACACACAAAGAAAUAAUUAACAAUUAAUGAAUGAGGCUGAGUAUCUUAUGAAGAAUUAUGGAGAUCGAGGAGGGUGUUAUGAGAUCUCUGAGAGGGUGUUAUGAGACCUCUGAGAUCUCCAUAAUUCUUCAUAUGAUAUGAAAGCCGAAUUCGAUAAUUGUUUUAUUAUUCAUUCAAAAUAAUUUCUAGUUUAAAAACAUGGCUAAAACAUGCUUACCUCCAUCAAUCCAUCGAUGUUAAGUUCAUCUUCAAUUAGGUUUGUCCAGGUCCGCAAAUGUUCUCCAAAUAGCAGAUGUCGUACUUCGAGUUGUCCUCUUGCUGUUCUUGCCAUGUUUUUAGCUAUUUGUUCGCCUUGUUCUUACUCUUGAAACCAGUGAAACGACCGCCAUUUUUGUUUCCACGACCAAAACAACUCAACCUCGUCCCCAGGUCUUCUCGGUUAACGGUGCCUGAACCUGCGAAAAUACUGCAUUUUUGACGUCAUUUCCUUGUUAAAGUCAAAUUUCUUCCAAAUUUGGUCAUCAGUAACUGGUUAUGGUGAAUUAAACGUGUGCUUUUAGCCAAUCAGAAUCGGGAAAAUAUUUUGAAUGAAUAAUAAUAAUAAUUAUUAUAUGGAGAUGGCAUGAAAUUAUUGUUAGAUGGAAUGAAAAUCAAUCUGGUAUCCAUGUAAAGAGCCCCAUACAAAUGGAAAUGCUCUCACUUGUUAACAUAUUUCCUUGCAGAUCACUGGUUUAUAAUACAGCAGUUUUUACUGUCAUGAAAGAAUAUAUGAAGUUCAUAUAUUUGCAUUGCAGAAAAAGAUUUAAAUGGAAGAAAAUUCGUCACAGCUACAGGGUGUUUCAAAAGUUUGUUCCGAUUGAAAAUUGCUUUUCUUAUAAAGCAUUUGAUGCUUCUAUAGGCAAAUUUAAACUGAUUCAGUGAAGAAAUUUAUCAAGAAAACAGUUCAAAGCGAUUUCAAACUAAAAUUUGAAGAAAUAAUGAUGUUUUUGAAAUUUUGUGCAAAAUGUGUACACGUGCUUGCUUUUUCCCGCCAUAUUUUUCCUGCCCAUUUGUAGGUUUUCUUAUUUUGUAUUUUUGCCUUUUUUUUAUUUUCUCCGCUCUUUCAUGGAAAUGAAGCCCAAAACUGUUUGUGCUAGAGCUCAGGCAGGUUUUUAUGGUCCUCUAGCCAUUUAGUUUAAGAAAUUUUGAAAUUGUUGAACAAGACCAAACGAAGAGUUAACAAACUGGUCAAAAAGAAAGUCUUAAGAAGACAAACCAAGGAAUGGAAAGCCGUUUGUUUUGACGAUUUUUCAAGAAAUUUAAUCGAAAAGCUAUUUAUAAGUGUGAUAAUUAAACAUGAGGGAUAGCUGAAAAAACUUAAACUUCACAAUAUCAAAGUUUUGAGCACAACGGUAUGCAGAUAAUAUGACCAACAAAAGGUGGAAAGCCUUCAAGCAAAAGAAGCGGCGCACACUUCAGAAGCGGCUCAGAGAUGGUGUGAGAAGAAUUUGCCAAACGUUAUACCAAAAGAACCACUGCAACAGCAAACUCACCUGAUCUGAACAUUUGGAGUGUCACUGAUGAGACAGCGUACAAAGAUCUAGCCCGCAAAACACUAGACAAGCUCAGAAGGCGACUCAACUUUGCCUGGAAAAAUGUGACCUAAGACUAUACAUGCUUGAGAAGCUCGCGCAUUCUAUACCCCACCGCUUAGGAAAUGUUAAAAAUAAUAAAGGUCCCUCCUGCUUACUAAUAUUUCUUUUAUUCAAUAUAAAAUGAAAAAGGAAUGACAUACCUAAUUGUCAAAAAAAGUAGUUUUAGUAACCAUUGAAUUUUAAGCGAAAAAAAAAAAUUGGAACAAACUUUUGCAACACCCUGUAUAUAGAUACGUGUACACUAUAAUUUCAACAGUUAUAAUUCUUAAAGCCUAGAAAAAAUUCAGGGUUGUGCAGGAUUAGGGGUAUAGAAGAUACUACCACAAAGCUACAAAACACAAAAUAAACAAACAAAUUUCAUUGUUACUACUUAAUUUACAACUACUAAAAUUACAAAAUAUCAUGUUGUUUGCACUUGCAAUAGGUUGUGGAUGAAAUGAAAGGAGUCAUGCCCACUACAGCCACUGAACUCUUGAAGCAGCUUCCGGGUGUUGGCAGAUACACUGCUGGUGCUAUUGCAUCCAUUGCCUAUGGUGAGUGCACUGGAGUGGUGGAUGGGAAUGUCAUAAGAGUUUUGUCUCGUCUCUGCGGCAUCGGAGCUCAGACUUCAAGCAACCAAGCUGUGGAAAAAUUUUGGGAACUUGCCAACAAAAUUGUCCCCGAAAACAGACCUGGAGAUUUUAAUCAAGCCUUAAUGGAAUUUGGUGCAACUCUGUGUACUCCAUCUUCCCCAAAGUGCAAUACAUGCCCUCUGCGAAAGCAAUGCAGUGCUUUAAAGCAAGUAGAGGAACACAGGACUGCUGCGAGCCUGUUGUUAAGUGGGAAACCUUUGAAAUCUGAUAAAAGCUUUGAUUCUGUGAGUGGUGCUGCAAAUGACAAAAAUGUUGACAUUGAAGAAUGUGAUCUCUGCCUUCAAUCAUCCCAGUGGGAUGUUUCCCUUGGUGUCUGUAAUUAUCCACAGAAAGCGAAAAAGAAACAAGCCAAGGAAGAAACACUGGCAGUUGUUAUCGUUGAGAGAGAUUCGGAGGCUAGUGUCCAGUACCUCACAGUUCAGAGGCCCAAAACAGGUCUUUUAGCGGGCCUGUGGGAAUUUCCCAACCUUACAGUGGAGUCUAACUUGGCUACGUCCAAGAUGUUUUCAUCUCUGGUUGACUCUGUAGAAAGUGAAUUGGGGAUCACCCUACAAGGUGUUGAGUGUCAAACUAGCAUAGCUGAAGUUUCACAUCAGUUUUCACACAUUCAUCACAAGUAUGUUGUCUUCUCCUGCAAGUACAGUGAAGCUGACAUUUUAGAGGGGACCACUCAAGGGAAGAGAGCUACAAAGUGGAUAUCACAGGGCGAACUGGCAGGCGCUGCUCUUUCUACUGCAAUGAGGAAAGUGUUUGCUACUUUCGAAAAGUACAGAAAUGGGACAAUUCAACAAAAGAUAGUCAAAGGACAGAAAAGAAAAAAAGGAGCUCUACAUGAUGGAAGGAAGCAGAUGGUACUAGAAUCAUUCUUUAAAUCUUAA